Messenger RNA from Eucalyptus grandis, 1404 nucleotides. RefSeq lists its product as uncharacterized. NCBI's taxonomy places the organism in Eukaryota, Viridiplantae, Streptophyta, Magnoliopsida, Myrtales, Myrtaceae. The record is from RefSeq and is a predicted model, not a curated record. The coding region runs from base 84 to 1160 and encodes 358 amino acids. The transcript is spliced from 2 exons.
AAAGAACACAGUCGAUCUGCAGAAAUUAAUUUGUUUCCGAGGUUUUGUAGUCUUUCUGAGAGUGUUUGUGCGACACACGCAUCAUGGCCACUCUCGGUUUCUACUGUGUCGUAAUCUUCUCCUUGUUGUUUGUCAAGGGUGGCCAGGCUGACCUCUACGGAUCUACUCCGCCACCGCCGCCGGACUCGGUUUCUGGCAAGGACUUUCCUCAGUCGGUGCUCUGCAACGACCCGCAGAGUAAAUGCUUCGGGGCUCAGAUCUCCUGCCCCAGCCAGUGCCCCAGCUUCAAGCCAUCCAACUCCCAGGACAAAGCUUGCUUUGUGGACUGUAAUUCCAGGAACUGUGAAGCUCUAUGCAAGAGGCGAAGGCCGAACUGCAAUGGGAUCGGAGCAGCAUGCUAUGACCCCAGGUUCGUCGGGGGCGAUGGCGUCAUGUUCUACUUCCACGGCAAGACAAACGAGCAAUUCAGCUUGGUGUCCGACGUCGAUUUCCACAUAAAUGCCCGGUUCAUCGGCCGCCGACCCCAGGGGAGGACGCGCGACAACACAUGGAUCCAAGCCCUAGGCCUGAUGUUUGGUCCCCACACCCUCACGCUGGCCGCCAACAAGGUCGCCCGAUGGGACAACGAAGUGGACCAACUCGUCCUAACCUACGAUGGCAAGCCGCUGCUCCUCCCUCCGGGCCAGCUUUCCGCUUGGACCGCCCCGGACGGCAGGCUCUUUGUCGAAAGGACAGCGAAGUUCAACAGCGUCACGGUGCUGCUGCAUGGCUCCGUCGAGAUCUCAGUCAACGCUGUCCCUGUGACGAAGGAGGACGACCGCAUCCACAAGUACCAGAUACCGGACGACGAUUGCUUCGCCCACUUGGAAGCACAGUUCAAGUUCCUUCGCCUCUCUGACCAAGUGGAGGGUGUCUUGGGCCAGACGUACCGCCCAGGCUACCGGAGCCCCGUGAAGAGAGGUGUGUCGAUGCCGAUCAUGGGCGGAGAAGAUAAGUACAAGACAUCGUCGCUCAUCUCUGCAGAUUGCAAGUACUGCAUUUUCUCCAUGCCCGAUUCCCAGACCGCCACGAUCAAGUCGAUAGUGUUGGACCCUUCUAUGGCGAUGAUUGAUUGCACUAGCAAGAUCAGUCCAGGACAUGGACUUGUCUGUCGUCGCUAGAUAUGUUUUUUACACUAUAUUUGGUACGAUGGAAUGGAAUGAGUGUGAAAUAGAAUAAAGGAAGGAGAUAUUCUUGUGUUUGAUUGUUAUGAAUGGGGGGGAUAUAAAAGUAUUGGUGAUUCCCUUUUCUUGGAUUUGGAGGACUUUGGAAUGGAAAGGAAAGGAAUAGUCUUGGCUUGUGUCUAAAAUGUCCUCAAAAUAUAAAAUGUUUGAGGAAAAAUCAAAAGCUGCCUUGGAAAUAAUU